CGUCUGCUGAGCAGCUUCAUCAAUGUCUGCCGGUUCCUCCGCAUUCCCCUCUCUCUUCGUCUCUUUGAUCACAUGUUCGAUGUCCGGCCCGGGUCCAAAGAAACCCUUGGAUUCGUGGUGGUGUCCUCCUACCAAGGCCGGGCAUUCCUUUGUGGCCUUCCACCUUCUAACAAGAAGUGGAAGGAUAAAUACGUGUCCAUCCAAUUCCCCCCGGCCUCUUUCCCUUUUGCCCAAAAUGUCUGGGGGAAGAGGAUGAGGCGUCAGGUCAAACCUACGGAGGCUGAUGACCUGGCUACUUGGGAAGCCACUCUCCGGGCCGGGGAUGCCUCCACCCGCGGUCAGUACCACGUCGGGAAGUGGGGCGUCUACCCGGGCCGGGAGACCGACCCCGAGCCGGAGAUUGUUCUGCCCGGGACGAUCCCCGAAGCGAUCCCCAUCAGCCAGACGAUGGGAUCCAAAGCCAAGGCCGCAGCCGCCGCCGGUCCUUCACGUCCGGCGAAGAAGAGGAAGGAGAAAGUGGUGAAGUUCCAGUCCAAGUUCGCCGUCCCACAGAUAGUGGUUGAGGAGCCCUCCUCUGCUCAGCCACUCGCUCCUCCCUCCGGCCAGCCCGUCUUCCUGGUGGAGCAACCAACCCAAUCCCAUCAGGGAACUAACCAGCCUCUUCACUCGGAGGAUCUCUACCUCAACAUAGAGACCUUCGAGUUUGACACCCUGAUGGGGGGAAAUGGGCAUACCUCCCGGGCCGGCCAGGCGGGUCAACCCCAUGUGGACGGCGAAGACGAAGAAGAGGCUGCUGAAGAGUCCCUCCAGCGGAAGAGGCGGAGGACUGAAGAGGUCAACCAGCCGGAUUGCCCAGGGGCUCAGUCCUCCGAUGCUGGCAGAGGACCUUUAGUCCCCCGGUUUCCACUUUUGAUGAGCCGGUCGGACGAGGAGCUUCUCGAAGCUUUUCGUUCCGACCUGUCUGAGGUCGGCCGGAUCGGGGAGGAGUACUUCGCCCGGCUGAAGAAGUUGGCGAAUGAGGAGAAGGCCCGGAUGGAGGCCAUGAUGGUCCAAUGCCGGAAGGAUGCUCAGGCCGCCCGCGAGUAUGCGGAGAAGACUGAGGCGAAGUGGCUGGAGCACUGUGCGGUCUACCGCCAGCUCUACGCCAAGCACGACGGACUUCUUAAUGCCGCGAAAGAGGCCGAUGAGCAGGCCCAGGUCAGGAUCCAGCAGCUGGAGGCUCGGACCGAGCAUCUGGAGGCGGAGAAUUCCCGGUCAACCGAGGAGAUCGCCCGGCUUGGCGAUGAGCUGCAGAAAGAGCAGUCGGAGCGGGCCGACCUCGCCGCUGCCUGGGCUUCUCAGGCACCAAAAGAGUUCGCCGCCAAGGCCUUGCCAGACCGGGAGACAGGCAUCCGCUUCUUCCAAAGUCUAUACAAGCAUCCGGUAUCGGCCGGCCUGGUGGAUGAGAUCGGGACCUAUGGGUAUGAAAGCGGCCAGUACUCAGAGCGGAAGGCCCUCUAUGGCAUCCUUGCGCAAAGGGUUCCAAACUUUCAUCCCAAGGCUCUUUCUCUGCCCGAGCUCCAUGACGAGGCGCCGGUCCCUCCCUUCCCAGGCAUCUGAACCAUCUGGCCGGGCUUCUAUUCUCUUUUUUUAUUGUAUGAUGUAAUGAUCGGCCUCCGGGCAUUUUUGUAAGACUUUAAAAUAUUAAUGAAAAAAUUUGCUACAU
Molecule: messenger RNA, 1705 nt
Organism: Cuscuta campestris
Lineage: Eukaryota; Viridiplantae; Streptophyta; Magnoliopsida; Solanales; Convolvulaceae
Source: the annotation of a GenBank genome assembly